Gambusia affinis (western mosquitofish) is the source of this 3783-nucleotide messenger RNA. RefSeq names its product NADPH oxidase, EF-hand calcium binding domain 5 (gene nox5). Gene Ontology annotation, cellular component: plasma membrane; NADPH oxidase complex. NCBI's taxonomy places the organism in Eukaryota, Metazoa, Chordata, Actinopteri, Cyprinodontiformes, Poeciliidae. Gene Ontology annotation, biological process: superoxide anion generation; defense response. Gene Ontology annotation, molecular function: superoxide-generating NAD(P)H oxidase activity; calcium ion binding. The transcript is spliced from 17 exons. Bases 735 to 3089 code for a protein of 784 amino acids. The record is from RefSeq and is a predicted model, not a curated record.
UUGGUUAUUUUAUUUGUUUUAAAUAUCUGAAAUAUUGCCAAACUGGCGAUGUGAACUUUCAUCUUUUAUACAGCUUCCCUCCACACUGUUGUUUUUAUUUUUAAGCGUUUUUGGGGAACGGUGGCAAAAACUUGACACUGCUUCUGCGCAAGCUACUCAACAGGUUGUAGCUAGGCAACCAAGGAGUGAGUGAGCUGUUGCUAGGUAACCAAAGAGAGAGUGAGUUAGUUGAUAUCACCAACCCAGCCUACAUCUCCCAGAAUGCUGUUGGUUCUAGAUGAGAGUUCAGUGAAUAAUUCAUAGAUUGAAUAUUCAGUCAGAAUAUUCAAUCUACAGAAUUGGAUAUUCUACAUAUUGGGAUAGACAUAUUGAUCACAUCUAUUACAAUAUAUAUAUUUACUGAUUUAUUGUCCAGCACUAAGUUUUAGCUAAAGAAUUUAAACAGUGAAUAGUUUUCCUGGGAUUGUAGGAAAGUUUAGUGGAGGAGCAUUUUCUUUUCCUCUGUAGAAAGGGAGAGAUUAGGCUGUGUGUGUGUGUGUGUGUGUGUGUGUGUGUGUGGGUGUGUGCGUGUGUGUGUGUGUGUGUGUGUGUGUGUGUGUCAGCGGCAGGAUGUCGGCUGCAGCUGACUCGCCUCAGAACAGCAGCAGGAGAAGCAGGACCAGACAGUGGAGAUCCGGAGCAGCAGCAGAACCCAAGCCGGACGGAGCCACUUCCACUGCAGCAGGGUUUUAAUCAUGAGUGUGGAUGAAGAUUCACGCUGGCUGGAGUGGGUAACCAAACAGUUUGAGACCAUCGCUGGAGACGACAAAGAAAUCGACAUUGACGAGUUUAAAACUGCGCUCAAAGUCAAAGAGUCUUUCUUUGCCGAGCGUUUCUUUGCUCUGUUCGAUUCGGAUGGCAGCGGAUCUAUCAGUUUAGACGAGCUGCUCAAAGCUCUGAACCUCCUCAUCCACGGCGACGAGACCGACAAGCUGCGCUUCCUGUUCCAGGUCUACGACGUCGACGCAGGCAGCGGUUCGAUCGACCCAGAUGAGCUGAGAACGGUUCUGAAGUCGUGUCUUCAGGAGAGCGCCAUCUCUCUGCCAGAAGAGAAACUGGACGACCUGACGCUGGUUCUGUUCGAGUCCGCCGACAAAGACAGCAGCGGCUCCAUCACCUUCGAAGAACUGAAAGCUGAGCUGGAGAACUUUCCGGAGGUGAUGGAGAAUCUGACCAUCAGCGCCGCUAACUGGCUGAAACCACCGGAUCAGGAGCAGAAGAAGGCUCAGACGCCCCGGUACCUGACCUGGGCCUACUGGCAGAACAACAGCCGGAAGCUCCUGUUCCUGUGCGGCUACGUUCUGCUCAACCUGAUGCUGUUCGUCGGCGCCAUGUUGUACCACCGCAAAGGUGGCGGCUGGUUUAUGCUGGCCAAGGGCUGCGGCCAGUGUCUGAACUUCAACUGCACCUUCGUGAUGGUGUUGAUGCUGCGACGCUGUCUGACGUGGCUCCGGGCCACCUGGGUCGUCAGAGUCCUUCCUCUGGACCAGAACAUCCUGCUGCAUCAGAUGGUCGGCUACGCCAUCCUCUUCUUCACGCUAGUGCACACAGCGGCACAUAUCAUCAACUUUGCCAGGAAGUCGCAAAGCGGGGGGUUCAGUCUGUGGGAGUACCUGCUGACCACCAGGCCGGGGAUCGGCUGGGUGAAGGGGACGUCGUCGCUGACCGGGGUCAUCCUACAGCUGCUGAUCUGUCUCAUGGUGUUCUGCUCCAGCACCUUCGUCCGUCGCAGCGGACACUUCGAGGUGUUCUAUUGGACUCACCUCUCCUACAUCUGGGUCUGGAUCCUCCUCAUCAUUCAUUGUGCAAACUUCUGGAAGUGGUUUGUGGUUCCAGGCUUCGUCUUCCUGCUGGAGAAGAUUGUGGGAAUCGCAGUGUCUCGUAUCGGAGGCCUUUACAUCGUAGAAGUCAACCUGCUGCCGUCCAAGGUGACUCACCUGGUGAUCAGGCGUCCCCAGUUCUUCCAGUUUAAACCUGGAGAUUACAUCUACAUCAACAUCCCAGUGAUUGCCAAGUACGAGUGGCACCCGUUCACCAUCAGCAGCGCCCCCGAGCAGCCAGACACCAUGUGGUUACAUGUGCGCUCCAUGGGCCAGUGGACCAACCGGCUGUACGAAUACUUCAGACAGCCGGAGAGCCAGGCGGUUUGUCCCAAGCAGCUGGCCACCAGUCUGAGGAAGCGGCGCCAGGAGAAGAGGCAGCAGAAGGACCAGAUGUUCCUCUCUUCGGAGUCACAGAAAGCCGUGGCUUCGAACCAGGAUGACACCAUCGAGCUGACGAUGUUCCGGCAGAACGGGUCGCAGUCCGGAGCGGCUUCAGGCCCAGAGACUCUGGUGGAGUUUCCUCCGGAGGAGCCUGGGCUGACAGAGAGAGGAGAGAUCCCACCGCUCAGAGAGGUUUCUGCCAAGUCUGGUGAGAAUCACCGAUUCUGCAACAUAAAGUGUUACGUAGACGGACCGUACGGGACUCCGACCCGGCAGAUCUUCGCCUCGGAACACGCCGUGCUAAUCGGAGCAGGAAUAGGAAUCACACCUUUCGCCUCCAUCCUGCAAAGCAUCAUGUACCGGUACCGCAUGAGGAAGCAUACCUACCCCAACUGUAGCUCCUCAGGGUGUGAAAACGUUAAAGACAGUGACAUGAGGCUGCGUAAAGUCGACUUCAUCUGGAUCAAUAGAGACCAGAAGUCCUUCGAAUGGUUUGUUAGUUUGCUGACUAAGCUGGAGAUGGAGCAGGCCGACGGGGAGCCGGAAGGUCAGUUCCUGGAGAUGCACAUGUACAUGACCUCAGCGCUCAGCAAGAACGACAUGAAGGCCAUCGGCCUGCAGAUGGCGCUCGACCUUCUGGCCAAGAAAGAGGAGAAAGACUCCAUCACAGGCCUGAGGACCAGAACUCAACCAGGCCGACCCGAAUGGGAGAAGGUUUUCCAGAAACUGUCCAAGGAAAACAAAGGAAAAGUUCACGUGUUUUACUGCGGCGCUCCGGCUCUGGCUAAAGUCAUCAAAGCUCAGUGUGAACACUUCGGCUUCAACUUCUACAAGGAAAACUUCUGAGGAUGUCUUUGUUCAUUUGAUUUUAUAUUUCUAUGGGGACAAAACCUGACUGAACAUGAGCUGAAGGAAGCAAACUGCAGUCACACUAAAGAUUUAAGACUUAUUUAGACUUCAAGUUUUAGUUAGAUUUAAUUUUAGGGAUUCAGUUAUGAUGAUUAAAGUCUGCUCUGUAAAUUAAAUGUCGCUAUUUAUAUACCAAAAUAUAAAUCAUAAUUGUUGGAAUUAAAAGUGAUAUUUUUUUCUGUUUUAAAGAAAUCAUAAAAACCAUGAACCAUAAAUCUCAGAGUAAGUCAUUUGUUACAGCUAGUUUUUGUUAAAUUCAAUAAAUGUAUAAAUUACACACAUUGAUUACUUUAAACAUUUCUUUUCCUGGUAUAAUGCCUUGUCUCAUUCCUAGCAAAGCUGCCAUCAUCCCUGUAAGCUACGACACUCUUCCACACUUUUUCCUUCCACCCAACGUUCCACCUCUGUUUGAAUACAUUACAGUAAAGAACAGCUUCUUGAGCAAUAAUCUGUGGUGAUUUACCCUCAUUGUGAAAGUACAUAGCAUAAUUUAGUAAUCUACAAAUAGUUUGAGUAUAUUUUUAUGAAUUUUAUUACUAAAAUAAAGUAACUUUUACUGCUAAUCUAAUUAUUGGAAUUAACCUGGAUCUACCCAUAUGUCUGUUAGUUAAAAUAAACUGUUUUGAUGUUU